GAUUAGGGUCCACUUGAUUGAUUUAUAAUUCCUCUCACAUGCUAAAUACACAAGGCUUAAGAAGGUUCUUAAAGGUUGUAGGGCUCUGAAGGAUCGUUCAUCUAUUUCUGCUCUAAUGAAAUUAUGAAGCUUUCCCAGUGUGCGAGCAUAAGUUAGUUUACGAAUUGUUGAAGGAAGCUUCAGAAAAGGAAGGUUUUUUUAGCGUUAGCGUUGGACACAUACACGAUCUUCAUACAAGUUAAGGGGUAUUAAGAUAAUUAUCGCAUCAGCUGUGCUUUAGAAAUGGCCAGAAAGACAUAAUUCACAUGCGUUAGUCAUUGAUUGAAUAUGUCACAAUGAACACUACUGCAAUGCAUAAAAUCCUUAAGAAGUAUGAUAAGGUAAACAAAUAUAUAAAAGUUUUCAAAUUACUUACCCGUUUCUUUAACACUUUGAUAACUGUUGUUCAGGUAAUUGGAUCGGUUUACAGCAGGAAAUGUACGCAGAUGAUGCAGACCAAACAUAUUGUGCUUCCUCACAUGAUUUGGUUGAUAGAUUAGGAGCAUUCAUUAUUAAUUGAAACAAAGAAGUUAACAGAAUGUGCUUAAAUUUCUUUGGUCCUUUCUCGUGUGAUAAUGAUGAGUCUCUAAUUUCUAUGAUUCUACCUGAUUCUGUCAAGUUGGAUUACAAUCUCUCUUGUCCCAUCCGUUAGGAAUUUCUAUUCAAUCCACAUGCUUUGAGUUUUGGGCAUCUUUUCUGCAAAUUAUGUGUUUGUUCGUCAACAUCAGUUAUGAUCUUUGAAGGUCUUGACUUUGCAACUCCUCAGUCUAAGAGUUCGGUUUGUCCAAAAGCCAGAGUAUUUGCUAAGUCAAUAGAAAUGGUGGAGUUGGAGAUACUCUUCAAGAAGAGAUUUCGGAAGGAUUAACAACUAUAUAAAUGAGAUAUCCUUCCGAGCUUCCAAGGCACAUCCGUUGAUGACCUAUUCCGCACAUUACAGUUCCAGACAACAUAUAGUUUAUUGAAGCUUUGAUUUUUAUUUGAAAGGUGAUAAGAUGGUAAUUGAAAGUAAGACAAUGAAAAUGAUCAUAAACAAAUAUCUGCUUGUUCUUAUGGAUCAUACUGUCCCAAUUGCAAACAUGUUUGAAUUCUCCAACUCCAUGAUUUUGGUAAAAAGAUUGAGAAUAUAAAGAAACAAGAUGGAACCGAUUUUAUGGUAAUUGAGUACUCGUCAGCUGAAAACUACUGUCAACGGGAUCAAAAGACAAUCCAUUGUUUAUAACAAGACCUUCAUCUGUUGGGUUUUGUAAUAAUCCCCUUACUUGUAGGGUUGUAGAUGCAAAAUUUUGGAUCCUUCUUACAAGUUCGAAUUCCUUCGAAUAUGGCUACUACAUGCGUAUUGAUGAAGCUUCGACAACAAAGAAGUCAAUUGUUUAAAGACACUAUAGAAACAUUUUCGGGAUUGAGGUUUAGAAAGCAUUUGAAAACGGUCUGUUGCUUGCAUUUGAAGGCAUUCAAUUCAAUAGGAAUAUGAACGAUCGUUUUUUCAGAAAAUCAGAAAUCUGUUUGUGUUAUUGGAAGAACAGUCUGGAGUUACCUGUCCACUUUGAAACAUAACCAACCACCUACGAAUGGAAACAGAGAAAUGGCUAUUUAUCAUCUUUUAAGCACGCACUUGUUUAAUGCUAAAGGAUCUACAUGGGAUUGAUUGAUGACUACUUAAGGUUGAAGAAUCAAGGAUCAGGGAGGAGGACGCAAUAUUAAGUUUUGGGAGGUGUUUAUGCACCUCAAUGAUGAGAAGGAGGGAGAUUUUCCUUAGAAUUCCUCUCAAGUUGAAUACAACAAGCUUAAGAAAGUUCUCAAUGGUUGUGUAGAGCCAUGAAGAGUCGUUGCUCUAAUUUUAUUGAUAAAGCUGAAGAGGGAAAAUUUUCAUCUCAAGUUUGUAGAUGUGAUGCUUGCUCAGGAAAAAGUCUUACAAAGUUAUUAUAUCAGUUACUCAAUGGAAAGAAAAAUGAAUAUAAAUCGACUGAGUGAUGAUACAUUGGAGGAAAUUUUCUCUCGGUUGUCAGUGAAAGAUAUUUGCUUCAGCAAGUGCGUGUCUAAAAAAUGGCAAAUAAUCAUGUCUGAAUUUUCUUUCAUAAGUCGUUAUGCUUCAAAGUCGACGGGUAUUUCUGGACUGUUUUUCCAGCACCACGAAGAACUUUCUGAUUUCUUGAGAAAAUCGAUCGUUCAUAUUCCCGUUGAAAUGGAAUGCCUUCAAGUGCAGGAGAAUGUUCUGAACUUUCUUCCCGAAAGAGUUUCAGUGGUGUCUUCAAACAAUGGACUACUUUGUUGUCGGAGCUUCCUUAAUACACAUAUAAGUAGCAUACCAGGUGGAGUUGCCGAAGGAUUUCGAUGGGGUAAAAGUGAUCCAAAACUUUACGUAUGUAACCCAACAAGUAAAGAAUUUAUUACGAUAAACCCCCCUGAAGAAGACUUUGGUGUAAGCAUUGGAUUAAGUUUUGAUACCAAUGAUCGCAGUUUUCAGCUUGUAAACAUCAAUUGUCAUCAGAAUUCGAGUUCGUCUGGUUUGUUUACUUUCUCAAUCUUUUCAUCAGACACAUGGAGCUGGAGAACAAUCUCAAAAAAGGUUUGUAAUUGGAACAGUACAGUCCAUAGGAACAAGCAAGUAUUUGUUAGCGGUCGGUUCCAUUGGCUUACCUUGAAUCACCAUCUUAUCACCUUUCAAAUAAAAAACGAAGAAUCUGGAAUCAUUAAGCUCCCUGGACCUGAAAUGAAUGGAGAAGGUUAUCGAGGGAUGUGCCUUGGAAGCUCAAAAGGAUUUCUCAACUAUAUGGUUGUUCAUCCUUCAGAAAUCAGAAUUUGGGCUCUUAGAAGUUAUGAAAAACCAGAGUGGGGUUUGGCGAAGAGAAUAAAUUUGAUUGAAUUUUGUGGACUUUAUUUGAGUCAAUUCAGUCCUCAAUUAUUACCAUUUUUGCAAGAACAAUUGGAGAAUGACGAGACAGAGGCUAAUACUUCGGUUGUACCACUAGCUUUCAAUGAGGAUGUUAUUUUUAUGGAUAUACAUUGGUCUUUGUUCUCUUUUAACCUUAAGACCAGUGCCUUGAAGAAACAUUGUUGCACGUACAUGAUGCCGUGUGAUGUUUUUCUUUCUCCGACGGUACUUCCUUACUCGGUAAACUUGGCUGCUCUGAAUGCUUUUAAAGGAAUGGGUGCAGGUGCGAGUACUAGUACAAGUAUAAGAGAUCGCACCCGUCAAAUCUUCUUUUGAUAUAUAAGGAUGACUAAGUUGAGUUGUUAGCACCAUCUUGUUCCGUAUGUUAUGAAUAUUUUUAUUGUUUUGAGACAUUGUUAAGUUUACAGAAUUUCCGAUUGUUAGUAGUUCAAGACAGGGUACUCCUUUUUCUUUUGUUAUUGUUGUUCUAUGUGGUUGGAUUUUACAAUGAAUCAGCAAUAAGUAACCAGUUGUUAUUAUUAAUCA
Molecule: messenger RNA, 3457 nt
Organism: Impatiens glandulifera
Lineage: Eukaryota; Viridiplantae; Streptophyta; Magnoliopsida; Ericales; Balsaminaceae
Product: F-box protein At5g49610-like
Exons: 6
Coding region: 1928-3247 (439 amino acids)
Molecular function (GO): protein binding
Source: RefSeq, a predicted model, not a curated record